This is a messenger RNA of Rosa chinensis, 2454 nucleotides long. RefSeq lists its product as uncharacterized. Gene Ontology annotation, molecular function: protein binding. Bases 102 to 2210 code for a protein of 702 amino acids. NCBI's taxonomy places the organism in Eukaryota, Viridiplantae, Streptophyta, Magnoliopsida, Rosales, Rosaceae. The record is from RefSeq and is a predicted model, not a curated record. The transcript has 9 exons.
GAAAAAGAAAUAGGGAUUAGAAAGAAAACAAAGAGAUAGAACUGUAGAGAGAGAAAGAGGAGAGAGAGAGAGAGAGGGAGAGGGAGGGAGGGAGAGAGAGAAUGGGGGAGGCAUCAGAAACGACGAUGACGAUAAUGAACAAUCAAGCCCCUCCUAAAAAGAAGAAGGGCCGACCUUCGCUUCUCGAUCUCCAGAAGCGCUUCCUCCAGCAGCAGCAAAACCCCCAUUUCCUCAACCCUAGCGCCGCCGCCGCCGCCCGCCCCGCCACUCGCCGCAGCGCCAACCCUAACGCUCCUCCUCCGCAGGACGAUGACGACGACGACGACGACGAGCGCGCCAAGAAGAAGCACAAGCUCCUCCUCGGAAUCAACCACCAACACCACAAUCGCAAACCGACAUUGUCGCCGUUCAAUUCCGGCCCCUACGGCUCCGAUUCCAAUGCCGACGACGACGAUCCGGACAAGAUCGGAUCCAAUCAUACGAGCCAAAGCGUGUUGAAAGCGACUGACAGUAGCAGUAUUCAUGGUAUCAAACUUGUGUUAUCAAGUCCCAAUUCAUUGCUCAAAAGUGGGACGCAGGUGGAGUUUGGUCCCACUACGCCUUUGCCAGACAAAAAGUUGUUGGUGUUCAUCCUUGAUAGGCUUCAAAAAAAGGACACUCGUGGAGUGUUUUCGGAGCCUGUGGAUCCAGAAGAGCUGCCUGAUUAUCAUGAAAUCAUUGAAAACCCGAUGGAUUUUGGAACUGUCAGGGAGAAACUGGAUCAGGGAGCCUAUGCCAACUUGGAACGGUUUGAGAAAGAUGUCUUCUUGAUAUCUUCAAAUGCAAUGCAGUAUAAUGCACCAGACACGAUUUAUUUCCGACAGGCACGGUCUAUCCAAGAACUUGCGAAAAAGGACUUUGAAAAUUUGAGGCAAGACAACACCGGUGAUGGUGGUGAGCCCAAACCAAAAGUUGCCAGGAGAGGCAGGCCACCUGGCAGCAAGACCAUGAAAAAGUCGAUUGACUUGGCUCCAGUUGAACGUCUUGGUCCUCAAUAUUUCUCAGAAACGACUCUUCCCCCUGGAGGAGAGACUUCGAGCUUGUCCAAUAGUUACAAUUUGAGAAAAGGACCCGCUUCAUACAAGUUUAGGACUGCUGAUGCAUUAAACAGAGCUCCACAUGGAUCUCUUGGUGGUGAUACUAAUGCUAACUGGUUGUCUGAAUUGGAGAAUGAAUUUCCGGCUUCAGUAUUGAGGAGCGUGCUAAGGUAUGGAAAGAAACAGUUUCCAGUAGACGAGAACAGACGUGAAACCUAUAGGCAGUCUCUGGCUUCAGAACAUGAACCAUCUGAACUUACUGGUCUCGAAGGGGAGUGGAACCAACUUAUGGCGGUAGGUGUAGCUGCGGAGGAGCAUGGUUAUGCAAGAAGUAUGGCUCGAUUUGCUGCAAAUCUUGGACCUGUUGCUUGGAAGAUUGCUUCUAAGCGGAUAGGAAGUGUUUUGCCUAUUGGAGUUGAGUUUGGUCCUGGAUGGGUAGGAGAAAAUGAGUCAUCAAGGUUGCAGCAGUUUUCAUUCCGUCAGGGAGAGGAUAAGGUUCAAUGCAACCCUGCAUCUGAUGACCAUAAAGACAGACUUCGAUGUCAAAGUACAUCAGGCCUAAAUUCUGUUGCAGAUAGAUAUUUGCUGCAAAACGGUGUUAACAUGGAAAACUGUAGAGAAUUCAAUUCCCAAAAUGGGUUGGCAUCACUUAACAGUGGUGUUAGUGGGAUACGACCUGUGCCUCCUUUCCAGAAUUCCAUGAUUCACUCUGGUAAUCCUGGUUUGAAUGGUAGGUUUUUGUCUAGUGUUUUACCUCAACCUGAGAAUGUUAAUAUGCCUGCCACAUUAACAGGGAUGUCAAGUUCGACCAACACUUCAGUACCUUCUCAUCAUCAAAUGGUCGGCAUGUUUUCAGAGAGGAAUAUGAACACACAGUCGAUGCCUAUAGGCGAUAUUGAUUCAAAUGAAGCCAGAUCAGAAAUUUCAAGUAGAUCAAGGAAUCCCUUAGCCCAAGCACAACCUCAAUUGGCGUAUGGUGGGGAAACUUCUUGGCAGGGUUUAUCGAUGAACAAUAAACAGGUUUCUUAUUCAUUACCCCCGGACCUGAAUGUUGAAUUCGGUGCACCAGGCUCUCCCAGUUCUCUUAUUCAAAUUGGCAUGCCACAGCAACCAGAUUUAGCUUUGCAACUUUGAUUACAUGGCACAUUGGUCUUCUUCUUUUUUCCUUCUAUUUUUCUUUUUAUAAAGUGAAAUUAUAGCGAAGGUGGACUCUGAAUGCCGCAAAAUCAUUACAAAUUUACAGUAGUUGAGAAAAGUUUUGUACAGUUAGUAAUUUUUUUGUUGAAAUGUAUUGUUUCAACAAUAAUCCACUGUGGGUGUACUGUCAACAUAUUAUUCAAUCGAUUAAAUGAAUGCAAUGAAUAGUUCGGUUGAUGAA